Messenger RNA from Ramularia collo-cygni, 1206 nucleotides. RefSeq lists its product as uncharacterized. The record is from RefSeq and is a predicted model, not a curated record. Bases 1 to 1206 code for a protein of 401 amino acids. NCBI's taxonomy places the organism in Eukaryota, Fungi, Ascomycota, Dothideomycetes, Mycosphaerellales, Mycosphaerellaceae. Gene Ontology annotation, biological process: mitotic DNA damage checkpoint signaling; protein phosphorylation. Gene Ontology annotation, molecular function: protein serine/threonine kinase activity; ATP binding. Gene Ontology annotation, cellular component: nucleus. The transcript is spliced from 2 exons.
AUGGACAACUUCAUUGCCGACAACUACUCUGACAUAUACCUUCCUUACACCGAGCAAAAUCUUCCCGACGCUAUGACUGGAGAAGCUCGACAACUCUUUCUAGACUACCAGAAUAAUGUUCUGAUAAGUAACGGGGCCAAGAUCGAGUCUGGACUCUAUUCACAUAUGAACCUUGAGGGCAGUGCUGCGGACCUGUUCUACCGCAAGCGACUACUGGGCAGGGGUGGCUUUGGAGAAGUAUACCAUGUCAUCGGGAAAGCCUCCCUGAAGCACUUUGCGUGGAAAAUCAUCUCUAGACGACACUUUGACAUGAAGAAAGAGCGACUACUGCCGCAGACCUUCCAGAACGAGCUGACGGCCCUCCAGUCACUUCGCCAUAGGCAUGUGGUCCGACUGGUAGGCUCUUACAGCGAUGCGGACCACGUUGGUCUCCUAAUGCAGCCGGUAGCCGAUCAAGAUCUUUGGAAGUUACUCAGUGAACCAAAGGGGAAGCAAGAGCACCGUGAGCGUUGCCUUUGCUUGCGAGGAUUUUUCGGAUGUCUUGCUACUGCGGUAGACUACUUUCACAACAACACCACGAAAAAGGUACAGCACAGGGACAUCAAGCCUCAAAAUAUCUUGGUAAAAGGAACAAAAAUUUACAUCACUGAUUUUGGGACUGCCCGGCUGCGGGAUGUGGACUCGGGCGACGUGACAGAGCCCACGGCUUCCACCAUGGUUGCUAUCUCCUGGAGAUAUGUGGCACCCGAGGUUGCUCACGGAGGUACGCGAACAUAUGCCAGCGAUAUAUGGGCGUUGGGCUGUGUAUUCAUUGAGAUGUUGACAAUAUUGGCCGGCAAAUCGCUCUCGGAUCUUUCAACGUUUAUGCAACAACGACAAUCGAAGCCGGAAAAAGACCAAGGACGCUUUAAAUUCUUCGGAAAUUACGAGUCGAUUGUCUUGUGGCUUGAGAUACUUGGUGAGAGCAUCAGGAAAGGGGAAAACUCUCAGGAUAUUCAGAUGAUCGAGGUGAUUAUGGCUAUGCUUUGUAUGGAACGGCGCUCUAGAAUCACAGCACCACACCUGGUACGGCGUAUUUUCCAGCUGGAGGGACUUUAUCAUGGACACUGUUGUAGAGGUACGGCGACCCCAUCGGGAAUUGGAAAAUGUGUGCCGCUCCGACAGGACUCGUGGCGAAGCGAACGACUCCACCCUCCAAGAGGUUGA